AUGGAAGUGGGGAAAAGUCCGUCUGUGUUUGACCUCACCGGUCAGCGUGCAAUCGUAACCGGCGCAUCGCGGGGCCUGGGCCGUCAUUUCGCCCUUACACUGGCGCUAGCAGGCGCAGAAGUGGCUCUGGCUGCCCGUGGGAUUGACCGGUUGAAGGCGGCUGUCAAGGAAAUCGAAGGGUUCGGCAGUUGUGCGGUUGCGAUCCAAGUUGAUGUGACCGACGGCAAGAGCGUAAGGGCAUGCGUCGAAACAGCGGAGAAGACGCUUGGCCCCAUUGAUAUUCUCGUCAAUAACGCCGGUAUUGCUGUAACUAAGCCACUGCUUGAACACGCCGAAGAGGACUGGGACUCGGUGCUUGACACAAAUCUCAAGGGGGUUUGGCUGAUGGCACAGGAGGUCGCACGACGCAUGGUUCACCGGGGACAGGGCGGGAGCAUCAUCAAUAUCGCGUCGGUGCUCGGAGAACGUGGAAUCUCACAAUUGCCGGGGAUACUGCGCUUCCAAGGCGGCAUCAUCAACCUGACACGAGCGAUGGCGGUCGAGUUAGCACCGCAUGGGAUACGGGUCAACGCGAUUGCGCCCGGUUAUAUUGAAACCGAUAUGAACCGUCAAUUCUUCACUACGCAGGUUGGUCAACGCCUGAUUAAGCGCAUUCCCCAACGCCGAUUGGGGCAGGUUGAAGACCUUGACGGGGUAUUGCUACUACUAUCUUCUGACGCAUCUCGCUAUAUGACCGGAAGCGUUACUACCGUUGAUGGUGGUCAAUCUGCUUCAUUGUAG
Messenger RNA from Geodia barretti, 780 nucleotides. NCBI's taxonomy places the organism in Eukaryota, Metazoa, Porifera, Demospongiae, Tetractinellida, Geodiidae. The record is from the annotation of a GenBank genome assembly.